AUUACACACAUCAUGCACUUCUAGCUUAUUAUUUUUAUACGAACGACUGUGUAAUCUCGCCGCGAUAUCGGGACGGGACAUGGUUAGCACAAAAAAGCUUCUUGCCUUCUUAUUCAAAAUCAAUUAGAAUACAUCAUUCGAUUUUUAGAGCACUAACUUUGUAAGAAUUUCAAUAAAAUCAUGAACAAUCCAGUAACAGGAUCGGGAGAAAAGUUAUCUGAUGGGUAUCACCGAUAUGAGCUGAAUAAAACUACAUGGGAGGUGCCGGUUCAGUACCAAAAACUCUCAGCAGUGGGAGCUGGUGCGUAUGGAUCCGUGAGCUCAUCCUUAAACACAAAAACUGGCAUAAAGAUUGCUAUCAAGAAGCUUUCUCGACCAUUUCAGUCUGCAAUUCAUGCAAAGAGAACAUACCGAGAGCUUCGACUUCUACAGCAUAUGGAUCAUGAAAACAUCAUCAGUCUACUUGAUGUCUUUUGUAGAGGAGAUACCUUAGCAACCUUUCGGGAUGUGUACAUGGUGACGCAUUUGAUGGGUGCAGACCUAAAUAGCAUCACAAAAACGCAAAAACUCUCUGAUGAGCAUGUCCAAUUCCUUGUAUAUCAAAUACUUCGUGGGCUCAAGUACAUUCAUUCAGUUGGUGUUAUCCAUCGUGAUCUCAAGCCCAGUAACUUGGCUGUCAAUGAAGACUGUGAAUUAAGGAUACUUGAUUUUGGCCUCGCUCGUCAAGCUGAUGAUGAGAUGACAGGUUAUGUAGCUACACGAUGGUAUAGAGCUCCAGAAAUCAUGCUGAAUUGGAUGCAUUACACCAAUACUGUGGAUAUGUGGUCUGUUGGAUGUAUAAUGGCAGAACUUCUCACAGGUAAAACACUGUUUCCUGGAUCGGAUCACAUUGAUCAGUUGAGCCGCAUCAUGGAUCUAACUGGUACACCUGAUGAUGAAAUCCUUGCCAAAAUCCAGAGUGAAGAUGCACGGAACUUUGUUAAGUCUCAACCGAAAACAAAGAAAAAAGAUUUCCGUGGAUAUUUUGCUGGAGCAAAUGAAAUUGCUGUUGACCUUCUUGAGAAAAUGCUUCUGUUGGAUGUGGACAAGCGUAUCACUGCAGAAGAGGCACUGAGCCAUCCAUAUGUUGCCAAAUAUCAUGAUGAAACUGAUGAGCCUAUUGGUAAGCAGUUUGAUGAUUCCUUUGAACAGCAAGACUUGACUGUGCAGCAGUGGAAAGAGCUUACUUUUCAGCUGAUUCAAGGAGUAAGACAACAAAGCAGAAGGUAAUUAGCUCAGCUUUGGCGCCAAGGCUUGGAGAUUGGAGGGCUUUACAAUUACAACAGUGUCAACAAAAACAAGUUGCUGUUCAGGGUAUCUGGGCAAAACAUGAUGUUAUCGAUGUUGGCAUACAAAAUAAAUUAGUGUUGAAUACAAAUUUGAAUAGGCAAUUUUGUUUGUUCAUUCAAAUCUUGCUUGAUUUAAUAUUUUCAUGUUCCGACAACUCAGCCUAUUUUCCGACAUCCCUACAGAUGUUCCGACACCCCUAUAUUUCGACACCAUUGUGUUCCGACACCCCUAUGUUCCGACAAGUUAUUUUCACACUAUAUUACUCUGAACAAAAACACAACUUCUAUUCAGGAUUCCCGGCGAAUUUUGGCCGAGAAUAUUAGUUUGAACAUUCAUACAUUAAAGUUGAAUAAAAAAAUCCAACUCUUCCCUGCAUUGCACCGUGUAAUUGUGUAAUUUCUUUCUUUUGCCCCCCCCCCCCCAAAAGGUUAAGUGUUCGUAAAAAA
Molecule: messenger RNA, 1775 nt
Organism: Asterias rubens (European starfish)
Lineage: Eukaryota; Metazoa; Echinodermata; Asteroidea; Forcipulatida; Asteriidae
Product: mitogen-activated protein kinase 14B-like
Exons: 8
Coding region: 181-1269 (362 amino acids)
Biological process (GO): protein phosphorylation; intracellular signal transduction
Cellular component (GO): nucleus; cytoplasm
Molecular function (GO): MAP kinase activity; ATP binding
Source: RefSeq, a predicted model, not a curated record